AUGGCUAAGCUAGCUCUGCCAGGUCCUGUUAUUUCUCUCCUGCUUCUGUUCUUCUUCUCGGGUAAGAUUUCGAUGUUGGUGAAUGGACAGAAAACUUGGUGUGUGGCAAAGCCUGCAGCACCACAACAUGCACUGCAGUCAGCUCUGGACUAUGCCUGUAACUAUGCGGAUUGCAGCCCUACCAAGAAAGGAGGUUCUUGCUAUGACCCUGAUAGGCCAGUGCACCAUGCCUCGUUUGCCAUGAAUGCUUACUACCAGAAGAUGGGAAGAAACCAAUGGAAUUGUCAUUUUAACAAUACUAGUCUGAUUUCCUUGGCAGAUCCAAGUUACAAUCCCUGCUGCCAAUUUGUGAGUGGAGGAUCUGGACCUCCACUGCCACAGGAAAAGGAGGUAACUCAAAUCCAAACAGUAUAA
Messenger RNA from Prunus dulcis (almond), 414 nucleotides. RefSeq names its product major pollen allergen Ole e 10-like. The record is from RefSeq and is a predicted model, not a curated record. The coding region runs from base 1 to 414 and encodes 137 amino acids. The transcript has 5 exons. NCBI's taxonomy places the organism in Eukaryota, Viridiplantae, Streptophyta, Magnoliopsida, Rosales, Rosaceae.